Oikopleura dioica is the source of this 621-nucleotide messenger RNA. Lineage: Eukaryota; Metazoa; Chordata; Appendicularia; Copelata; Oikopleuridae. The record is from the annotation of a GenBank genome assembly.
AUGGAAGUUCAAAAACAACGAAACAACUGCUGCCCAGCCAAGUGCGAUGGAUGCAAAGAUUGCCCACCAGGCUGCGUUCCAUGCAAAUGCUUGACUGACGCCUGCACCAAGAUCUGCAACAAUUGCAAAAACUGUCCACCCGGAUGUGACCCCUGCGGCUGCGAGAAAUGCGCCAAGAAUGGCUGCACCUGUGAUUGCUGUGAACAACCCUGCUGCGAGACUUCUUGCGAGGGUUGCAAAAACUGCCCACCGGGGUGCAACCCGUGCAAGUGCGAAAUGGACAAGUGCAAGAAAAUCUGCAAAGAGUGCAAAACCUGUCCCAAAGGGGAAAAUGGCUGUGAUCCGUGCCAGUGCCAGAAAUGCUCGAAAAAGGGAUGCAAGUGCAGCUGCUGCCCGAAACAGCCCUGCUGUGAAGUUUCCUGCGCUGGCUGCAAAACUGCCCGCCCGGUUGCAACCCGUGCAAGUGCGAAAUGGCCAGCUGCAAGAAAAUCUGCAGUGGCUGCGCUGAUUGCCCACCUGGCUGCGACCCGUGCAAGUGCGCCAAAUGCUCCACCAAAGGGUGCAAGUGCGACUGCUGCCCCAAGAAAUCAUGCUGCUAAUUAUUGUAACAGAAUCAAAUAA